AAUCCAGAUUACAUUGUCUCUCUCAUCCCUAAUCUGAUCCCUCCCUCCCCCACGUGUUACUAUGGCAACCCUUACCCUGACAGCUGGAGGGGUCAACAGAUGGUAACCAUGGGGCUCAGGGUGAUGACAUCAUCAGAUAGUGACUAGGACAGAUUUAAAAACAUUACGGUACACGAUACCCAUGAGCCUCGGCUGCGGUUGCCAUGGAGACUUGGCCGGUCAGAGGUGUGAAUCGGACUUCAUCUUUACCUUUCACUCUGCUGGAGACAGCCAAUCAGCUUCCAGCUCUGUGUUGUUACUGUCUCUCAGGUGAAUCACCAUGACGACAGAGCCAGGUGAGCCACAGGAAGCCCAGUCCAAAGAGACAGAGUCUUUCCCUGAGGCCGCCGCCCACUCCACACCUAAACAGGGAGGGGAGGGCAGGCCAUCACAGAGCCAAGCUCAGAGCUCAUUGGCCGAGGACUCGACGAGUCACCUGUCGUCGAGCAGUCGGGUCGCUCGCUCUCCGGCCAGAAACCCACUGAGCUUUAGGACCAUGCAGACCAGAGUGAGCCUGCUGGACGGAGCGCUGUUCACCUGCACGGUGGAGAAACGAGCUCGCGGUGUUCAGUUGUUUGAGAAGGUUUGUGAUCACAUCAACCUGCUGGAGAGAGACUACUUUGCUUUGUCUUUCAGAGAUGUCGACAACAACAAGAACUGGUUGGAUCCAGCAAAGGAGAUGAAGAAGCAGGUCAGAGGUGUUCCCUGGAACUUCUCCUUUAACGUCAAGUUUUACCCUCCUGAUCCCGCCCAGCUCUCUGAGGACAUCACCAGGUACUUCCUGUGUCUCCAGCUCAGACAGGAUAUAGUUUCUGGUCGUCUUCCAUGUUCGUUUGCAACUCACACCAUCCUCGGCUCCUACACCAUCCAAUCAGAGCUCGGAGACUAUGAUCCUGAUGAGUGUGGUUCAGAUUACGUCAGUGAACUCUGUUUUGCACCAAAUCAAACAAAAGAGAUGGAGGAGAAGAUCAUGGAGCUGCAUAAAACAUACAGAGGAAUGACACCAGCUGAAGCAGAGAUGCACUUCCUGGAUAAUGUAAAGAAACUUUCCAUGUACGGAGUCGACCUUCAUCACGCAAAGAUGGUAGGAAGUCGCUUUGACUGCUUGCCUUCAGCUCAGUCAGAGGACUCGGAGGGCGUGGCCAUCAUGCUGGGCGUGUGCAGUAGCGGUCUGCUGGUCUACAGAGACAGACUGAGGAUCAACAGAUUCUCAUGGCCGAAGAUCCUGAAGAUCUCGUACAAAAGGAACAACUUCUACAUCAAGAUCCGACCUGGGGAGUUUGACCAGUUUGAGUCUACUAUUGGUUUCAAGCUGCUGAACCACAGAUCAGCUAAAAGACUGUGGAAAGUCUGUGUGGAGCAUCACUCCUUCUUCAGGCUGAUGUCUCCAGAAGAGACCCCUAAGAAGUUUCUGUCUCUGGGUUCAAAGUUUCGUUACAGCGGCCGGACACAGAUUCAGAGUCGCAGAGCCAGCGCUCAAAUCUCCAGACCUGCACCGCAUUUCCCACGAUGCAUCAGCAAGAGGAACAUUCUGAGCCGCAGCCUGGAUGGAGCUCCAAGGACCACGCCCACAUCCUCUUUGAUUGGCUCUCCAGCCAUCACAAUGUCCCCCAAAGCCAACGGUGGUACAUAUACAGAUAUGGGAGCGGGGCUAUACGGAGCGUCUAAAGCCAUCGCCGUCAGUGACCUCAUCACCACGGUAACGCCUGAGAGGACAAUGGAGGAGAGGAGCGCGGAGCAAGUUGAGGAAGUGCUGGUGGUGGAAGAGGAGGUGCAGGAGAGGAUGGAGGUGGAUGAAGAGGAGCUGCAGCAGCAGGAGGAGGAAAAGGAGGAGGAAGAGGAGGAGACCAGAGCGACAGACAUUUCUCAGCAGAGUCCUCCGACUCCUCAGAAACAGGACACCAAGACUGAGCUGACUGAUACAGCUGUUGAUGGAGACCUGACUGCAACCGAGUCGGAUCAGGAGGAGGACUUGAGGACUCAGGAGACGUUGGGGAGUCCAGAGGAGGAGCAGACGCCUCAGAGCACCAUCAGCGCUCUCCGACGCUCCUUCUUAGAGGGAGGAGGAGGAGGAGGAGGAGGAGGAGGAGGCAUGACAGAGUGGGAGAAACGUCUCGCCUCCUCACCUCUACGACGAGUUGACGAGUCCCCGAUGAUCGAACCGCUGGAACCAGACGAGCCAAUCAGAGAGAAGAGCUACACCGUGGGGCGGAGCUACGACACAGCCUCCGGAAGGGUCGUUACCAUGACGAUCAAAGACGACAACUCUGACGUCACCAUGACGACAGCGAGUAUCGAGAUGGGCAGGCAGGUCAAAAUCCUCCCGUUGUCCACCGCUGAUGAUGUCAUCAUAGGGGGACCGUUGAUCACGAUUCGCGAGGUCAAGACGCCGACCUCGCCGUCGGAGCCGCCGGCCGGCGUCUGUGGCGUCAGCGGUGAUGUCAUCGGUGGAGAUAACCCCAGAGGAGGCGGAGCCUCUGUGAUCUCACCCUUCACCUCCCUCCACAUCCUUCCUCCUAAACCCCCUCUCAGUCUAAGCCCCGCCCUCUCGCCGGGUCACCUGACAGGCAGGACGUCACCCUCCACGGCCAGAGUGCCUAAACCUACGAUGGAUGAAAUGUCUCCUGAACUGACGGCUCUGCUGACCUCAGCCAGAGAACUGAAGACCUUCAGAGAACACAACCUGCUGAAGACGUCAGAGAAGGUGGAGACGGUCUUCCUGAUGACGGAGCCAUGUGACCUGGACCAGCCAAUGGUGGACCAGCCUCAGGAGGUCCCAGUGAUGAGGAAGACUCUCACAUAUGAAGCUCCCGGGAGCCACGGGGACUCCGAUCCUCCUGCAGGGUUACUGCUGAGCUCCCAGACCUUCACCGCCGAGACCUCCAACACUACGACCACCACACACAUCACCAAGACAGUCAAAGGAGGAAUUUCAGAAACCAGAAUCGAGAAGCGAAUCGUAAUUUCUGGAGACACAGAAAUCGACCAUGACCAGGCUCUGGCAGCAGCGCUCAGCGAGGCGCGGAGGCAGCAUCCUGAGCUGUCGGUCACACGAGUUGUCGUCCAUAAAGAAACAGAGGUCUCUCCUGAUCAUGUGAUCGAUUAGUGACAUCACAGGACUGAAUCUAGAAGCCUCUGGUGCAUUAUGGGAGUUGUAAUCCGGACUACGGAGCCACUGACGGACACUGAGACACUGUUUGCAACGGAUGGACUAAAACUGAGGAUUCACUCACACACACACACACACACACA
This is a messenger RNA of Sebastes umbrosus (honeycomb rockfish), 3291 nucleotides long. Its product is annotated as protein 4.1-like. Gene Ontology annotation, molecular function: structural molecule activity; actin binding. Gene Ontology annotation, cellular component: plasma membrane; cytoskeleton. The record is from RefSeq and is a predicted model, not a curated record. The transcript has 26 exons. Lineage: Eukaryota; Metazoa; Chordata; Actinopteri; Perciformes; Sebastidae. Bases 320 to 3145 code for a protein of 941 amino acids.